AAUGCUGUAAUUUUUUGCACAAAAAGCCUUCACCGGGAAGACAAAAGUAAAAGAACUCUCUCUCUCUCUCUCUCUCUCUCUCAAAAUCUAAUCCUUUCUAUGUGAGGGGUUUGAUUUCUCUCUCCAGGCUUCAAAUUGUUCCAGAUUGCAAUUGAAGCAAGUUGUUAUGAAAUUACUGGGUUUUGGGGAAUCCCAGAUUACAUACAUGUUUAUACAUUCUUGAUUUUGUAUACUCAUAGGGAACUUUAAUUUCUUAGCUGAAGAAAAUUUUCAAUUUCAUGGUCCCUUUCUUCUAAAUCAAUAAUGUUUUCAAUGCCUACCCAUUAAGCUAUCAGGAAUUUCUGAGCCUGUAAAUGAUCAACCAGGCUACAUAUUGAUCGCUGCACUGGUCAAGGCCUGCGUUGACCUUUUCCGGGUUUGUAAGAAUAUCCAUUGACUCGUCAAGGUUUAGUUUCAAAUUAUUGAUUUUGAUAAAUGGGUUUUGAGUGAGGGUGUGGAUGCCCAUGAAAGAUCUUCGCUUUCUCCAGUCUUGACGGCUGUGCAUUGAAUUUUUGUGAAAUUUGAGUGUGUAGUUUUGUAAAUGGAUACGAACCAUAAAGGGGUGAAGAUCGACAGAAGUAAUAACGGUUUCAGCAAUUUGAAGUCUCCAGCGGUUGUAGUGAUUGAGGAGAGUGGUAGGGAUGAUGAGUCCCAGGCGUUGUUGUCUUUCCAAGAUGUUGGGUUGUCAAAAGAUUCAGAAAAGCGCAAGAGUGUGCAGUGGUUGGAUAAGAAUGGAGAUAAGCUUGCAGAAAUCCUGGAGUUUCAACCAAGUGACGUGAGCGACUCAGACGAAGAAGAGUCAGAUUCUUGCAUGUGUAGAAUAAUGUAGAUCAGAUUCAUUUGACUAUUUCCUACCAACGGAUUUGGUCGAUUAGUAAGAGGUUAAUGUCUUCAUGGGGAAAUGAGAUUCACAGGAUCAAUUUCCUCCUUGGAUCGACAUCCCUACACCUAAUGCAGCAUCCUCAGCAAGACAAAUUUACUGCACAGUACCAGAAACCAAAGAAGUAGACCUCGUCGACAGUUUCAGGAGUCUCAUGAUUGCCAAUAUACAAUAUGAAGUUUUUCUUUUUAUCAAAUGACGACGAUCAUAGUGUUUGCCGUUUGAUACCAAUCAGACAGACGAUAACUCGAGAUUGUGAUAUAGUGAAGUCACAGGUAAGUAUCUUCACUUCACUUCUCCCACAUCUGCACAAAAUUGACAGUUUUGUGUAUCAAACUUAGUUUGCUUCUCUGAACAUAUAACUUUUUUUUUUGAAGCAAAAAAUACAGAUUUUGAACUCCUUGUUGUAUCAGUAGAAGAUUGAUGUUUCUAUACGUGUAAAGAUUUACGUUUCUCUGUUCUUUUCCAGCUAUAUAAUGCCCAUUACAUCUA
Sesamum indicum (sesame) is the source of this 1411-nucleotide messenger RNA. RefSeq lists its product as uncharacterized. The record is from RefSeq and is a predicted model, not a curated record. NCBI's taxonomy places the organism in Eukaryota, Viridiplantae, Streptophyta, Magnoliopsida, Lamiales, Pedaliaceae.